Molecule: messenger RNA, 1538 nt
Organism: Aspergillus homomorphus CBS 101889
Lineage: Eukaryota; Fungi; Ascomycota; Eurotiomycetes; Eurotiales; Aspergillaceae
Product: putative integral membrane protein (Pth11)
Exons: 6
Coding region: 309-1538 (409 amino acids)
Source: RefSeq, a predicted model, not a curated record
CCCCACGUUGGACUCGGAAAUGCUUUGCUGCUUGGGUUUAGUCCAUAUUAAUUAAUUCGGCUGCACCCAAUUUAGUCUCAUUCCUCCUGCCACCUCUUUAAUAGGUUGAGUUUACAGGAUCACUAGCUGCAGCAUUACCCAGAAAUAUGGGCAAGGUAAGCCAAAAAAACUCUGUUUAAAGUGAUGACUUCCGGGCUGGGCACUACACAUCCCUGCCUGGUGGACUGAUCGAUUCCCCAUGCUCUACAUCUAUUCUGUUCGACUUCACACUCCAAGCCUGCAGCUUUCGAAGCCGGUAACGGAGGGUCAUGACCUGGGUGCAUAACCUCGAGCGUCCAGAUCCGCACAGCCAUGUCCCCCGGGUCAUUGCUAUCUGCCUGACCUUCAGCAUCAGUGCCGUACUGGCCGUCGUGCUGAGGCUAUACAUCCGGUGGCAUACAAAGCGUCCCAUCUGGGUCGACGACUAUGCAGCAGCCUGCAGUGCGGUGUUGGGCAUGGCUUAUGCGGGGAUCGCGGUGGGCCAAACCCGGUAUGGCCUCGGGCUGGACGCAGCGUACUUUCCCGAUGCCAAUGUGGUGAUGUUCAGCAAGAUCCAAUACGCCGGGGGGCCCACGUACAUCCUCGCGCUGCUCGGCUUCAAAGUCUCCCUCCUGACCUCGUAUCUGCGGAUCGGGGGCUUCGUGGCAGCGUACCGGUGGACGAUCAUCGCGGUCGUGCUGGCGGUGGUGUGUAACCAGCUGGUGUUCACAUUCCUGUUGACGCUGGCGUGCAAGCCGAUCGCCAAGCAAUGGGACACGAGCCUCCCGGGAACCUGCAUUGACACGGUGGCUUCAUACUACGGAACAAGCCUAGGCCUGGACAUUGUGAUUAUCGCCCUUCCCUUGCCCGUCCUCUGGUCCUUGCAACUCCGUCGACCACAGAAGAUCGCCCUAAUCGUCAUCUUCGCCCUCGGCUUCUUCGUUACCAUCAUCCAAAUCAUCCGGAUCUUCUCAAUUAGGAACCUAAAAACCUACACAGACAGCCAACCGAUCGUACUCUGGUCCGACGUCGAGAUCAGCCUGGGCGUAAUCAUCGCCUGCAUCCCGACAUACGGGCCCUACUUCCACUCCUUCGCCUCCACCCUGUCCUCGGGCUACACCUCACGCCGCCGAAAGCGCACCGCCGGCGGCCAUCCAUCGCAGAGUCGCACGCUAGAGAACAAUCACCACCCCCAUUCAUACCGGCUCAGCGGGCUGCGACGCACACACCGCCAUCAGAGCCAGAUGAUCCCUUCUGAGACGGACGAGCAAGAUGGCUUUCCGGCUACGACGGGCGUCAGGCGGCAGCAGCAGCAGCAGCAGCAGCAACCUUGGGAGAAUGUGGGUGGCGCGGUGACGACGACGAUUGGGCGGGGGAGUGGUGAUGGGAGUUCGAUUGAGAGUGCUGGGGGCCGGGAGCACGAGCGGAGUCAGGUUGUGGGCGACAUAAGGCGCGAGGAGGAGAGGGAGGGCCAUUUGCAGAUUCAAAAGGUUAUGGAGGUUGAGGUGCGGGUUGAGUAG